This is a messenger RNA of Chanos chanos (milkfish), 1920 nucleotides long. It is a transcript of the gene c1h12orf56, whose product is annotated as chromosome 1 C12orf56 homolog. The record is from RefSeq and is a predicted model, not a curated record. The transcript is spliced from 13 exons. Lineage: Eukaryota; Metazoa; Chordata; Actinopteri; Gonorynchiformes; Chanidae. The coding region runs from base 1 to 1920 and encodes 639 amino acids.
AUGCCAGGUUUUGUAGCCAGGACUAACGCGGAAGGCUUGCUUUGUAGAAGGAAUAGUAAACUUGAUUCUUUUCUGAAAAGAAACACAGAUGGGGAUGUGUACGAGCGCAUACGUGCCUACGAGCCUUGUGUUGUCAUUUCGGAGACCGUCAACAAGGUUUUCAUGCACGUUAUCCUGAGUGAUGACUGUAUCUACCUGACUGAGUAUCCUCCGCGUACAGUUCAGCCGGCAGUCUGUUUCCAAGACAUUAUUGACAUCGAGUUGAUCAACGAUUUACCAGAUUUUCUCAGUGGCCGCGAGCGUGAGCGUUCGCAGCAUAUCCGAGUGCUCCAUGCCGCCAUAAAGCAUACAAGGAAAAAGGGGGCAAGACCAGUCAAAGAGAGGAAUGCCAGACCACAGCAACCUGUUUCACCCGCUGUUCAACACAAACAUGGCAUCGCUCCCUCCCUUGAGGGAAUUAGCAGUGUACUCCUUUCCACUAUUUCUGCACCACCUGAAGCGACAGGCUGGAGAAUCUCUCCUUUGUCUGAGAGUGGGAGCAAGGACAAUGACGAAGAGGAAAACAGCGUGAUCAGAAAGCAUCGCUCGGCCUCCUGUCCAAACUCAGAGGCUCUGGGUCUGAAUGUGCUCCAGUCCGCACCUCGGCAUGCCCCUCGAAAGCUUUCUUCCAGCCUGGCUGUGUCUCCUCUCCCCUGCCUCUCCCCCAGACAGGUGGGCCAGCGACCCGUCUCUAAGAUCCACCCCACCAGUCUCAAACCAGCCAGCCACCAGAGCUCCAUACUGGCCUGGCUGAUGAGGAGAGUGGCAGUAGAGAAGAGGAGAGAGGGAGAGGAUGAAGUGAAGGAGGAAAGAGAAGCGGAGUUGCAUCUGUAUGCUGUUUCUCCCUCUUCACACAUAUAUCUGCACCUACAGAGUUCCUGGAAUAGCUAUAUCAUAAGAUCCACUCUGAUGUUGGACCCUCUCUAUGUAAGGAGAUGCAGUUUGUCCCUAUCUUCCCCACAGAAACACAGACCUCCCAAAGUCAGUCAGGAGCGCACUGCUCAUUUGUUCAGUCAGUUGAGUGGAGAGUUGUUGCAGGAGGGCAUCAGUCUGGAGAGUCUGUAUCUACUGCUGCAGGAGCUUUAUACAGCCACACACCGCAAUCCUACUAUCAAAAAAUUCUUCUGGAGGUCGGGUGACUUGUGUCCAUUCCUGGUGAUGACCCUUGCUGACACCAUGCAGGAAACUCAGAGUGGAGUUCACAUAUCAGACAGACUGCUGUUAUGCACAUUAGUGGUGCAGACAUUAAGUGUGAUGUUCCGGGAGACAGAGAUUGAACCAGCUCGCCUCAGCAUUCUGACAGCUAAAAAGGGAGCUUUGACCGCAAAGCUGCUACUGGCUUUGGUCUGUGAUCCAGGGCUUCCCGUCCCAGACCCCCACGAGUCCCCCACUGAUUCCUCAACCUUAGGGCAAGGGUCACCCCUACAAACAGAGCUGGAGACCCUGCGGGCAGAGUACCUGGAUGCAGCAUCAGCUCUGCUGUUUGAGGUGAUCGUUUUCUGUCAGGAGGCCAGUCGUACUCCAACCUUGGGACAUUUCCUCACUGUCUCCUGGGCACUAAAAACACUUAAGCCACAUCCCUCGUUAGUCCCUUUUGUGGGCUACCAGGCUCAGCAGGUGGUUCUCGCUCUGUCACAGUGCCAGUCUCCUCUUAGUCCAUCCCAAGCAGUUCUUCUGUACCAGCGCUGUAGGUUACUGCUGGCCUGUCUCCAGCACAGCACAUACCUGAGCCAGUACAUCAGAGCUGAGUUCAGAGAGGAGUUCAGGUACUAUGUGAAGAUGUCAGAGUUGGAGGAGAAGCUGCCAUUGCACUAUCCCAUUAGUCAGCCAGCUCUCCGCCUACUUUCUCAGCUUUUCAGUGUGGUACUCCACAGAGUCUGA